AUGCCGCUCGAGGAUGUCUACUGGGAUCUUGAUCCCCAGGAACGCGAGGCAAUCCGACAGGCGUUCCGACUUACCUGGGAGGAGUGUCUUAGAGCGGGUGUUAUUUGCUUAGAAUCUGGGCUUGACAAUCUCGUCUGGGACUCGGAGAAGAAAGCAGUGUAA
Aspergillus wentii DTO 134E9 is the source of this 162-nucleotide messenger RNA. RefSeq lists its product as uncharacterized. Bases 1 to 162 code for a protein of 53 amino acids. The transcript has 2 exons. The record is from RefSeq and is a predicted model, not a curated record. Lineage: Eukaryota; Fungi; Ascomycota; Eurotiomycetes; Eurotiales; Aspergillaceae.